UAGCACUGCAGGUGGCGCCUCAGUUUUGGGGGAUCGUUCCACUGAGUGCGGACCGUUAUUCUAACUCUAGUGUUUUGCGAAGUGAUUUUAACUUCUUUGGACGAUUUAUUUUUACUGGACGUUACAGCCGCACAUUUAUCUGCACGGUAGAUCAGGGAAGGAGAGCUCAAGGACGCUGCGGACAGGGGAUAAUACACGUUCGGGAUCUAAAAGGCAAAAUGAGGCGGUUUGUUGUGAUAUACAUUUGGCUCGCGAGGGAUUUUCUCCUCGUCCUGAGUGUUGGUUUGAAGGACGCACCGAGACUUGGAUCCAAAAACACUCCAAGGCUUCUGAGCAGAGGUACAGUCAAAGGUGGAUUUGACUACCCAGAGCCCCAGAAACACAGUGUUAUCUUUUACCAUGAAGACUCUGCGGACAUAUAUGUGGGAGGAACUGACUUUGUGUUAAAACUAGACAUGGAUGACAAUAACGUCAAAGAGAAAUUCCUUCUGAAAACAUCAGGCCAACAGCUCUGCAAAGAGGGCUCCUGUGAAAAUGUCAUCACGGUUAUUGAGAUGUUUCAGGACAGCACGUUUGUCUGUGGAACGAAUGGACUCAAGCCCCAGUGUUGGAAACUAUUUUCAUCAGUGAACAAUCAAUCUCACGAAAUAGUGGAGAGUUAUGAGGGAACGGGGAUCUCUCCAUCUGUGUACACACAAAACUCCCUGUCCCUCACAGUAGACGGGGAUCUCUAUGCUGCAGCUUCUGUGGAUAACGAUAGAAGUUCAUUACAAUUCAGAAGGAAAGCUGGUGGAAGAGCUAAUGUCUGGAUGUAUGACAGCUGGGUCUCAGAGCCCACGUUCAUCUCUGCCUCCUGGGUGAAGCGAAUUGAAGACCCAGACCAAGAGAAGAUUUACAUCUUUUUCCGGGAAAAGAACUCGGACCAUAGCCCAGAGGCUGACCCCUGGAUAUCUAGGGUCGCCAGGGUUUGCAAGGUGGAUGAAGGCGGAUCAAAAAGAUUUUUCCAGAACAUGUGGACCUCUUUCCUGAAGGCCCGUCUCGUCUGUGGGUUUCCAGAAGAGUCUCUGUAUUUCAACCGUCUCCUUGACAUUUUUGUGAUUCACGCUGACGAUUGGCGCAACACCAGAGUCUACGCACUUUUUUCAAGCAGCUGGAACUCAACAGCAGUUUGCAUCUACUCCAUGGAAAUGAUUGAAGAAAUAUUUGAGAACUCAACUUUCAAAGGCUACGACAAAGAAAUUCCCAAACCACGGCCGGGAACAUGUGUGAAAAACAGCAAGAGUCUGCCGCUGCCCACAGUCAAAAUGGUGAAGGACUACCCGGAGAUGACUGAGUGGGUUCACUCUGUGCAAUACACAGCUCCAUUUUAUAUCAGCAGAAACAACUACACCAAACUAGCAGUGGACCAAGUUCAAGCUGUGGACGGGCACAAGUAUAACGUCCUGCUUCUAGCCACGGACUCCGGAAAGGUCCAUAAAAUCCUUGAGGCUGGAUCUGAAGCUUUUAUCAUCUCAGAAACACAACUCUCCAACAGUUCAACUGUACAAUCAAUGAAAAUUGACUCCAAGAAGAAAAAGUUAGUCGUGGGGUUUUCAGAGAAAGUCUCCAUCAUGGACCUGCAGAGGUGUCAGCGGUACAACAACUCCUGUGCUGAAUGUGUUUUGGCCCGGGACCCUUACUGUGCCUGGACUCAGUUUGGAUGCAACUCGACUGUUCAUGGAGGCAUUCAGAAUAUCAUGAAUGGGCAAAUAAAUGUGUGCUCUGAAUCCUUAGAAGAACCGAAGACAGUAAACCGCACCAAACGGGAUGUAGUUGCGUCACUAGAGAAUCCGAUAGCUGUUCAUUCAGUUCCCCUGGGUGUCCCCUUCUACCUGUCGUGCCCCAUAGACUCUUACCACGCUGUCUACACCUGGGAGCACAGAGACCAGAGAAGCCCGUGUCUGCAGAUGCAGUCUAACUGCCUGCACCUCAUCCCUGCCAUGGCACAAGAGAACUACGGCGACUACGAGUGUGUUUCCAAAGAGAAAGACUACAGAAAAGUGGUGAUAAAAUAUCAGCUUACGGAGCAACUGAUCGCAGACACAAAGACAAAGAUGGGGAGCGACAGCUCUCAUGACAUAAAUGAUGCAUCGGCUGCUGUGUCACAGACAGUACUUAUCAUUCUAGCACUGGCUGUAGAAAUGUUGCACUAAUUAAUUUAUUCUAUCAGCAAUAAUUCUCAGGCUUUGGGUCACUGCAGGAGAGAGUCCGGCCAGGAUGCAGGCGGUGCUAAAGGAAUUGUGCAGUAACAUCAACAAAGCUCAAAGAGGAACACUCCCGCUGUGAUCCUAAAACCUUCUUAAUGCAACCGCUCACAUAGUAGAUGUGCUUGGCAGAAAAGUAACUGUAGGUUAGUUAAGUGGAGUUUCUUAAAGAGAAACCAGAACAGGAACAGGAUGGCGUGAUGGAGGGAGAAAGCAAAACACAUAUUGGCAGCAAGAUGCCGCUUUGUUCUGAGGCGCCCUAAUGGUGUUUGUUUAGAUCUUGACUUUGAGCAUGAAGCAUUAAGCCCUGCAACUUUUCAAUCAGAACUUAUCUUUCUUCAAAGAAAAGGAAAUAACGGAGGGUUUAAGAAGGAAUCUGAUGGAAUUUCUUUUAAGUGUUACACCCAAACCAAGCACAAAAGUUAAAUGCUGAGAUCACGAGUGAAUAAGCUCCCAGUCACAUGGCCACAGGUAAUAUGCAGUGAUUGGGUUUGGUGUAUUUCUAAGUACGACACAUAUAGAGGCCAGCUUCUCCUUCUCUGCUUCAUUAGAGCUCAGGAAAAAAUGUAAUGUUCCUCUGUGAAUUUCCUCUGUGGCCCCUUUAGGGAAGUAAAUGGUAAAUAGUCUGUAUUUAUAUAGAGCUUUUCUAAUCUUGAUGACCACUCAAAGCGCAGUACAGAACAUAUUUCCCUUCACCAACUCACACUGUGCAUCUAUGGGCAGCCCUUUCUCUAUGAGAAGGGCGCAACCUCCAGGGGGAAUUUUGGGUUUAGUAUCUUGCCCAAGGACACUUCGGCAUGUGGAAGGCUGGGAACCAACUGCCGAAUUUCUGGUUAAAUAACAACGCUUGCUACCCGUUGAGCCACUAUCCAGAAAGGAAGCUAAAAUAUAAUAAUAUUUAACGCUUUUAGAGCUGUAGAGAUGAAGGAAGGGAUAUGAAUCAGGAAGGUCCGUCGAUACAUUUGCUUGAGCGUUCGUGAGUCAGUCACAGCUGUCAAUCACAAUGUUUUUUUAUAACAUCGAAUGACUAAUUAAGAACAAACUUACUGGAAAAUGAUCACUUGAGUUAAGAACUACUUAAAAUGACAGGAGCAAUUUGUGAUAAUGGUCCAUUUGCCAUCCACUAACAUGGAGGAGGAAGCAUUUGUGGCAGCAGCCAACCACCAGGUGGUGAUCAGUACACUUUGGCUUUACUUCUUCACGGGAGCCGUCAUGUCGUCCAUCAUCAUACAGUCUAUGGUUUUAACAGUCAGUGUCAGCGAGCUGCUUGAAAAAUGUACAACUCCUUCUGGAAGGCACAUCAACUUUGGCCAAAACAUGUAAAUGUCACUGAGUUCUAUUAAAAUACAGAAAAAGGGAUCAACAUUAUCUGUGGUCAGAGUUAGCUAAUGCUAAACAGGUCAAUUGGCGAGAGCGACGUUAAUAUUAUUUAAUAUUUAUCAAAGUGCAAUGAGGUGAGCAGUAGUGUGACUUAUUUUGUUUCAAUUCAACUUAUCAUUGGUAAGAAGAAUUACGUUUGACCUUUUCUGCAAUAGUCUCAGUGUGUAGAAUUUAGUGACAUCUAGUGGUGGAGUUGCAUGUUGCAGCUGAAUACCCCUCACCUCACCCUCCACUUGCAAAAAUGGAGGACAACCUGUGGCAGCCUUCAGUUGUCAUAAAAACUCAAAAGGUUUUUAGUCUGUCCAGCUUGGAGGACUUUAAAAAACAUGGCGGCCUCCAUAGAGAGGACUCACUCCUGAUGUAAAUAUAAAGUAUUUAAAUAUAAAGGGCCCAUUAUAGAGAAAAGAAACAAUUUAGAUGAAACACACUAGAGAAAACAUCUCUAAGAUUAUUUGAAUAUUCAAUUUCUGCCAAUAAUUCCCUUUCACCUAAAUAUUACACACUGGAUGUUUAAUGCGAGACUCUUUAAUAACUACUAAGCUUGAUAUUUAUUAUGUACAUAUUAGUUAAAUUUUAUCAUAUAUUUUAUUACUAAAUCUUGUUUCAUAUCAGAUAUUUUAUAAGUGCAACCAAUGUCACCUCCCUACAAUUGUUCACUAAUGAUUGCUUGAAAAUGUAUGUAAACUGUACUGAUGUGCUGAUUAUUAAAUCUAAAAAGAAAUAAGACCUGAAAAAUCACAA
Pleuronectes platessa (European plaice) is the source of this 4364-nucleotide messenger RNA. RefSeq names its product semaphorin 7A (gene sema7a). Bases 219 to 2192 code for a protein of 657 amino acids. The transcript has 14 exons. Gene Ontology annotation, biological process: negative regulation of axon extension involved in axon guidance; neural crest cell migration; positive regulation of ERK1 and ERK2 cascade. The record is from RefSeq and is a predicted model, not a curated record. Lineage: Eukaryota; Metazoa; Chordata; Actinopteri; Pleuronectiformes; Pleuronectidae. Gene Ontology annotation, molecular function: semaphorin receptor binding; integrin binding; chemorepellent activity.